GCGAGUUUACGUGCAUUGGAAAAACGAGAUGAAAAGAAGAAUCAGUACAGAGAACGCCCAAAUGUUGUCUAUCCUCGUGGCGAUGGCGGUUCUGGCGCCGGCGGGCGUGGUGGGCGUGGCGGCUGGCGACGCCGCGCCCGUGGUGGCGGUGGCGGAGGGGCGCGUGGCGGGCGUGACGGAGACCUCCACGAAGGGCAGAGGAUUCCACGCCUACUACGGCGUCCCCUUCGCCAGGCCGCCCCUGGGGGAGCUCAGGCUCAAGGACCCGGUGAGGGCGGAGGGCUGGGAAGGCGUGCGGGACGGGUCCAAGAUGCCCCCACCUUGCCUCCAAGUGCCCUUCGAUCUCUCUGCUAUGGGCGUCGUUCUGGGCCCAGAGGAGCUGUAUGGCGAUGAGGACUGUCUCUACCUCAACGUGUUCACGCCAAAAAUGGAGGCUGUCGAGAGACUCCCGGUCAUGGUCUGGAUCCACGGGGGAGGAUUCUUCUCUGGCGGUGCCUACGAGUACCUGCCUCACGUUCUCAUGAACCACGACAUUGUGCUGGUAGUUGUGCAGUACAGACUCGGCAUCAUGGGGUUCUUGUCCACGGAGGAUGAGGUAAUGCCAGGCAACUUCGGGAUGAAGGACCAGGUCAUGGCCCUCCGCUGGGUGCAGGACAACAUCCACAGCUUUGGCGGCGACGCCGCCAGGGUCACUAUCUUUGGGGAAAGCGCGGGGGGCGCCUCCGUCCACCUGCACAUGCUGUCGCCCAAGUCAAAAGGCCUCUUCUCUCGCGCCAUCAUGCAUUCUGGGUCAGCCUUGGCGCCUUGGGCUUACAGAGAGCAGUUCAAAUCUGUGACGGAGGAAGUGUGCAAAUCUGUCGGCUGCGCAGAAGGCCUCAACAGCCAGGAGAUUCUUGCUUGUCUCCAGCAGGCGGAUGGUCGCAGGUUGGCCGCCAGUUUCCAGGAUUGUAUGAAAUGGUUCCUCUUGCCUGUGGUAGCCUUACCUCGCAAUGACGGCGAUUUCCUGCCCGAUGAUCCCGCGCGUUUGAUGCGUGACGGGGAGUUCCAUCACGUGAAUGUUAUGUCUGGCAUCACAAGAGACGAAGGGGCUCUUAUAUCACAACUACUGUUAGUCCGCGAAGACCUGUUCGACGCCCUACGAGAGAACUUCUCCGUCGUCGGCCCCAUCAGCAUGGCGAUCGGACCCGAAGUUCCAGAUCCUGUAGAAUUUAGUACCAAGGUUUACCAGCACUAUCUUGGCGACCUGACCUUUGAUCCUGACCGCAUGGAAGACCUCAUGCGGUUGAUGACAGACUACUCGUUCGCGGUGCCUCACGACCUGACGACCCUCCAUCACGCUCGGGUCUCCGGUCUUGCCACCUACCGCUAUGAGCUCAGGCACCGAGCCGAGUUGUCCUUCGGUGAUUUCUAUGAGACAGAGAAAGGGCGUCACUGGAUUCCUCAUUCUGACGACCUGCAUUACCUGUUCGCCGGCGGGCCACUCCUCGCCCCUGACUUUCUACCGGAGCGGCCAUCGGACCUGCAGAGCCAAGAGGACCUUCGGCUUAGGGACAUCAUCACAACCUUAUGGACCAACUUCGCUGCUAUGGGUAACCCGACUCCCGACGACGCCCUAGGCUUCAAGUGGGAGGCGGCGACCGAGGACGACCUCCGCUACCUCGCCCUCACGCCCUCGCCCGCCAUGGAGGCCGACCAACGACAGGAAGUACGGGAUUUCCACGCUUCUUUGCCAUCAAAAGUGAACCAAAUCCUCAAUCCUGAACGCAUCGUCUCGGGGAAGAAAUCCUCGCCACGUCCUUCCCAGGAUGAGCUGUAAUGAGUUGUAAUUCCUUUGCAUGUAGGAUUGAUUAAUUACAGACACUUUUCAUAAUAGCAGUGAAAGGCUGUGAAUUUUUUUUUUUCAAGCUAUGUAUAUAUUUCUGUAAAUUUAUUUCUUCAGAAUAUAUAUUUCUGUGAAUAUAA
Messenger RNA from Penaeus chinensis, 1962 nucleotides. RefSeq names its product cholinesterase 2-like. Lineage: Eukaryota; Metazoa; Arthropoda; Malacostraca; Decapoda; Penaeidae. The transcript is spliced from 12 exons. The record is from RefSeq and is a predicted model, not a curated record. Bases 29 to 1816 code for a protein of 595 amino acids.